CUGAGGCACUGAUGUAUUUUUGUCUGUUCUGUUUUUGUCUCCACAGUAUAUGGACAUGGCACAGCUGCAUGUGGAAACUGACGGAAUCUUAAAGUUGGAAGACUAUUUGGAAUAUGGCCAGAACAACACCCAUGAUUAUGAUUACGAUGCAGCAAAUACAGUGAAUAGCCCUACAGUGUUUACAGUGUUUAACAGUACAGUGGAUAAUGUUCCUGUGGAAAGAGGCAGUGAGGCAGUGUGGGUCCCUGCUCUGUAUGCCGUAGUGUUUUUUGUUGGAAUCCUGGGAAAUAUUAUUCUCCUGACAGUUCUGGUUCAAAAAAGGAGACUGUGGAGCCUAUCGGACACCUUUAUUCUCCACCUGAGUUUUGUGGAUGUCCUCCUCCUGUUGAUGCUGCCCUUCUGGGCUGCACAGAUGACUCAGCUUUGUGACUGGUUCUUUGGGACUUUCAGCCAGAUGUUUGGGGUUGUUUUCAAGCUCAACUACUACUGUGGGAUCUUUCUGCUGGUUUGCAUCAGUCUUCAAAACUACCUCUCUGUCAUCCAUGACAUCCAGUUGUAUUCCCACGGGAGGCGCUGGUUAGUUCAUAUCAGCUGCCUGUUAGUCUGGCUUAUCUCUGUCCUCCUCACUGCACCUGACUGGAUUUUCCUGGUGGGUAAAAAUAAUUACACAGAAGAUAAUACUUGUGUUAAUAUCUACCCUCAGUCUGGAACUGACUGGCAGUUGUGGUCACGCCUGCUACACCAUAUAUUUGGCUUGGUGCUACCUGGAAUCAUGUUGAUGAUCUUUUGCUCACAUAUGCUACGGCGGCAGUGCAGCUGUAAUGGCCUCCCAAUCCAGAGAAAUAUCACCGUCAUCCUGUCUCUAGUGGUCGUAUUCUGUCUGUGUUGGAUGCCGUACAACUUCAUACUUGCUUUGGACACUCUCCAGAACAGACUUCAGGAUCCUCCUAACGAUUCACAUGAAAGUUCUGAAAGUUCACUAAAAACACUUCUCAUGGUCACCUCUGCUAUAGGCAGCCUUCACGCCAGCCUGAGGCCUCUGCUGUAUCUCGGCCUGUGUGGAAACUUCAGGCAACACUUACUGGCCAUGCUGAGAUGUAAUAAAACUGAACCAGAAAGCUCACUUUGGGAUCUUGGUGUAGGCCAGAGACAGCAGCCUGAUCGCGGUCAGGUUCAGCAGGAAGAGCUGGAAAAGAUGAUGGCUGUAGAGAAUCAGUCAGCUUAGUAAAGAUGAACAGACAGAAAUGCCCUCUUGUGACUCAGAUGUGAGCAAAAUACUGUUACACUCCUGACUAUGGAUUGACAAUUAAUGAAUUAACACUUUAAUGGCCACACCAAGAAAAACCAUUGAAACUGUUUUUCUUUGUAUUUUUUAUUCCUUUGACUAAGAAUAACAAUAAUUCAAACUGAAUUUAAAUAGACGCCUCUCCCAAACGGUUACCUCUAAUCAACGUAAUCGAUGUAACACAUACCCUAUCUAUGUUUUCAUCUUGUUUUGCUUUUCCUUUCAGCUGGGUUGCCACAGCAGAUUAUCUGCUUUCAUUUUUCCCUAUCCUCAGCAUCCAUCACUGUCACACCAACCCUCUUCAUCGUCUCUUUCACUACAUCCAUAAAUCUCUUCUGUGGAUUGCUCCUGAUUGGCAUCUCCACAUUCAGCAUCCUUUGUCCAAUAUAUCUCCAAUCUCUCCUCUGCACAUGUCCAAAGCAUCUCAGCCAUGUCUCUCUUUGUCUACAAACUGGUCAACCUGAGCCAUCUCUCUGAUGUACUCAUUUCUAGUCUUGUUCACUCAAAUGAAAAUCUGAACAUCUCCAGCUCCUGUCCUUUAGUCAGUGCUGCCGAGUAGCCUUCUGACUGAAAGUAAAAUCAGCAUAAAGGAACAUGUUGACUUAUUUAAUUGUUAAUUUGUUAUUUUAAUUUUAUUUUUGCUUUUAAGAUUUUUGCUUAAAAUGUGUGUUUAUGUCUAAAACAUUUUUUAUAAUGUUCCACAUGUUCUUUAUACAGCUAAAACUUUUACAUCAGCAAAAGUGCCAUUUAUUAUUCCGUCAUCAACAAUAUACAGUAUUUCCAAACUACGUACAUUAUUUUCUUCCCAUAUAUAGUAAAAUGUACCAAUUAUCCAUAUAGUUGAUAGUAAAUUUUUUAAGAGUUGGUUUUAAAUGUGCCAAUUUAAAGAAGUGUUUGAACAUGCUAAAUGAACUGUGUAAAUCUCUGUAGAUUGUGAAUUUCAACUUUGAAAGAUGUAGUGCUUUGUGGAUAGUUUUUAAAACAAACUCUUUAAGAAAUUUUGUGAGGAAAAAACUGCAGUGAAUUUAAUUAUUUCAUUAAUUAGCAAAAAUGUAUUUAUCUUUUAAAAUUGAAAGUAAAAAUCCUCAUUUAAGAGUGCUUUAUAGAAGUAUUCCAAGACAAAGUGUAUGGCCAUGGUUGGCAUCCACAUCGUCUGGAAAUCCUGCUUUUUCCAAAAGCAGCAUGGAUAUCUACACAUCAACAAACUCAGUGUAAUACACUUGAGUCCCCGAAUAAAACAGAUGGAGUUGUAUACCAGUCUUAUUUAAAGGAUUGCUUUUAUUCAGUCACAGUUCUCUGUAACAGAAAGCAUUACAACAUUAAAACAUUCAAUUUUGUACCAGUCACUAGGAAACUGUUACUUACUCUGUACUCUACUGUAACUUUGUACUGUCCACUUUCUGCUGUGGCAAAACAAAUUCCCCACAUGUGGGACUAAUAAAGCUUAUCUUAUCUUAUCUUACACUCAUACUGAUCAGUAUUCAUGCUCUUUGAACUUUUCCACAUUUUUCACAUUGCAAUCACAAACCGAAAUGUAUUUUAUUCAGAUUUUAUCUGAUAGACCAACAUAAAGUGGUGCAAAAUUGUGAAGUGGGAGUAAAAUGAUACAUGGUGUUAAACAUUUUUUACAAGUACAAAUUUGAAACAUGUGGCAUGUAUUUGUAUUCAGUCCCCUGAAUCAAUACUUUAUCAAACCACCUUUUGCUGCAAUUACAGCUGCAAGUCUUUGCAGGUAUGUCUGUACAAGCUUUGCAUAUCUACAGACUAUAUUUUUUGCUCAUUCCUUUUUUUCAAAAUGUCAAUAGAAAAUUGUAGUCAGUAUAAUCUUUUAAUAAUAUAAGUUUGCAUAUGAUAGAAUACUGCAUGAUGACCUCUUUAUAACUCAGACUGUUUUGAUUCACUGUGACCCGUUAUCAUGCAGGGAAGGAGCAGUACCUGCUAGAUAAGAGCUUAAUGAGCAGUUUCACUUUGUACCAGGUAGAGGAGCCUCUCCUGGCACACGCACACACGCCACACACACACACACACAUAUAUCCGCACAUGCUCACGCAUCAACAUUCCAUUGAACAAACGUAUUACUCUUCUUGUGUAUAA
Oreochromis niloticus (Nile tilapia) is the source of this 3379-nucleotide messenger RNA. Its product is annotated as C-X-C chemokine receptor type 3. Lineage: Eukaryota; Metazoa; Chordata; Actinopteri; Cichliformes; Cichlidae. The transcript is spliced from 2 exons. Gene Ontology annotation, molecular function: C-C chemokine binding; C-C chemokine receptor activity. Gene Ontology annotation, cellular component: membrane; external side of plasma membrane. The record is from RefSeq and is a predicted model, not a curated record. Bases 50 to 1225 code for a protein of 391 amino acids. Gene Ontology annotation, biological process: immune response; calcium-mediated signaling; cell chemotaxis.